AUGGUAAUUCAGAACAGCUUUCUUCUUAGAAAAUGCAGGACAGAUUAUCCAUCAUUUUCAAAAGAUGAAUAGAUAUGGACCCUGAUAGAUCUUGAUGAUGGCAAGCUCUUGACCAAACUCUUAUGGCAGCAUGACAUAAAAUUCCAUUGUGUUUUGACAGCCAAAAUCGUCUACUUUUGCUUAGCAUCCUAGGCAAAUAUGUUUGGCAUUUCACUAUGUAUCAGUGCCAAACUUUCUGGUGUGUUUUCAAGAAAGGAAUGAAAACACCAGGCCACAAACUACUGCGGUAUAUUAAGUGCUUGGGAGGAUUUCUUGGCAUAAUCAACAGAUCUUAAAAAUCACAGAAAUAGUUGCAUAUGGCAGUUAAUAACAAAGUUACUACAGUAUAUGCGACGGCCAAGCCAAGGAGAUACUGUAUUUACUCAAAUGUAAUGCACACCUUUUUUGGCCAAAUCAUGUUGCGAAAAUUAGGGUGCACAUUAGAUUUGAUGGUGCAUUUACAUUCGCCAGCAAAAACCGUUUUUGGUUCCAAGAUUUUAAAAAUUGAGGUGUGCAUUAGAUUCGAUGGCGCAUUGUUGUUGUUGUUGUUUAGUCGUUUAGUCAUGUCCGACUCUUCGUGACCCCAUGGACCGGAGAACGCCAGGCACUCAUGUCUUCCACUGCCUCCUGCAGUUUGGUCAAACUCAUGCUGGUAGCUUCGAGAACACUGUCCAACCAUCUCGUCCUCUGUCGUCCUCUUCUCCUUGUGCCCACAAUCUUUCCCAACAUCAGGGUCUUUUCCAGGGAGUCUUCUCUUCUCAUGAGGUGGCCAAAGUAUUGGAGCCUCAGCUUCAGGAUCUGUCCUUCCAUUGAGCAUUCAGUCAGGGAUGAUUUCCUUAAGAAUGGAUAGGUUUGAUCUUCUUGCAGUCCAUGGGACUCUCAAGAGUCUCCUCCAACACCAUAAUUCAAAAGCAUCAAUUCUUCGGCAAUCAGCCUUCUUUAUGGUCCAGCUCUCACUUCCAUACAUCACUACAGGGAUCCGGACCUGGCUACAUAUACAUAUACACACAAGUCAAGUUUGACAGGUGGACAGGGCCACCCCCUUGUCAAUCACCUGAUGUUGCAAUGGCAAUCUUUGCUUGCAUGGUUUGAAAUCAAAUGUAUAAGCAAAAAAUGUGUGCAGUAUUGCCAUCAGUCAGCUGACUGUCAGCACUGAAGAAACCCUUUGUGCAGUGCUUCUCCAGCACUGAUGAUCAGCUUCAAAGCACCUUUUACCAAGUCCUGCCUUUACUUGCUCCACACUUGUCACAUACAACAUUAGGUGUAGGGCAGGUAGCCAUGGCUUGGACUCUUGUGCCAAAUGGGGAAGCCUGGCUGGAGGUUCCCCAUCCCUUAUUUAAGCAAAUGAGGUUCUGGGUUGUAUAUGUAGUAUAAAAAGAGUUGGUAGCUUCCCAUUCUAGCCACCCAGAUACCUUGCUCACAGGGCAAGACAGGUUUGAGCAGAUUACACUGGUCCUGGCUUGACUGCACUGGCUGUCAGUUAGUUUCCAGACCCAGUUCAGAGUGCUGAUUUUAACCUAUAAAGCCUUAAACAGUCUGCAGUCCUUUUCAAUAUGUUUGUGUGUGGUUUAUCAGGGGAGGAGUCAGGAGAGGAAAAUAGCAGUGCUGAUCUUAUCAGCAAUACAAUUUUAUCAAUCUCUUUUAUCCGUUUUGUAAGCUACAAUGACGCUGGCUGCACAAAACCCAUGAGAAAACGGUAACACUAGUUCAAAACUUGCUGUGUCAAGAUACAGAGAAAACUAAUACAGCGGUACCUUGGUUCUCAAACUUAAUCCGUUCUGGAAGUCCAUUCCAAAAUCAAGACGUGCUUUCCCAUAGAAAGUAAUGCAAAAUGGAUUCAUCCGUUCCAGACUUUAAAAAACAACCCUCUAAAACAGGAAUUUAACAUGAAUUUUACUAUCUAACGAGACCAUUGAACCAUAAAGUAAAAGCAAUAAACAAUGUCACACAAUCAAUCAGUAGCUGAACUGGGUUCCACACAGUAACAAAAACAAAACAAAAAAGAGCCACAAAAACAAAAAUGCAAAAUAAAUAGCAAAAACAGACAAAACUCAGCAUAACUCUCAAAACGUAAGUGUGGCACUCAAAAUGGAGCACGUUCAGCUUCCGGAAAAAGUUCACAAACAGGAACACUUACUUCCGAGUUUGCAGUGUUUGGGUUCCAAGUUGUUUGAGUACCAAGGUGUUUGAGAACCAGGGUACCACUGUAGUCCCUUCAGAAAUGCACGUUUUAAAAGGACUAGAUAGAAUCUGUUGAACAUGUAUCUCUUGCAAGAGGGUAUUUUCCAAGUGUUUUUAAGGAACUGUUUGGACAAUCUGGGAGACCACAGAGUAGAAAAACCUGUGGCUUUCCAGAUGAAGUUGGGCUGCAUGUUCCAUUAUCCUUCACUAAACUACUUGACUUUUGUGUUAGUCAUUGUCUUCAGAAGUCAUUCUGGAAAACAACAAACUACCAAAAGAAGUCACAAUUGAAUAUAAAUCUUUCUGCAAGAAUGAAGUGAAUGGUACAGGAGAUGAAGGAAGAAAGUGCUCCAACAUUUCAAUUGGAGAUGAGGUAACUUUCUGCAUUCUGGAAUCGGUGUGCUAUUGCUUCACCCCCUCUAAUCAGUGUCAAACAAUUUACCUAUGUACUCUUUAUUUUGCUUACAGGUUAGCUUUGAGAUUAAAGUAACAGCCAACCAGUGUCCAGAAAAAGGGCAGGAUGAAACCAUUAAAAUCAAGCCACUAGGUUUCACUGAAGAGGUAGAAAUUAAUCUGGAGUUCAUCUGUGAAUGUGAAUGUCACAAGGACGGAAUUCCAGACAGCCCUAUUUGCUCCCAUGGAAGUGGACCAUUUGAGUGUGGUGCCUGCAGGUAGAUAAAUAUUAAUGUUUUUUCUCUCCCUCAGAUAAAUCUGCUAGGAAAUAAAAUAUCCCUUGACUGUAAAUGGCCCAAAAAAAUAUCCCAGACUAGACACAAAUUUAGUUGGAAGACCUUUCCCUGAUUCUUCUUGGGUGGAAUCAGCGCUGAAGGGAAUGUGCUGUCCACCAGCUCAGGAGAACCUCCAUGUAUUCCUCACAUGCUUCAGGAUUGAGUCUCGACACUGAAAAUAGAUGCUUUGGAGGACUCAUGAGAGUCCCUAUUCUCUGCCACUCCCCUUUUCCUCCUACUUUAAAUGGCCCUUCACUCAUUUUUUUAUUCAUCAUUUCUAUCCACCACCUGCCUCUCUUUCUCCAAACCUCAACUUUCUCCCAAUUCCUACCACAUACCUCAUUUUCCUUCUCAUUUUCCCGUCUCCUGCUAUUUCUGCACUGCGUCUUGUUUCUUUCUUAGCCUCUUUCCUUCCUGUGCCACAUAAUCCUUACACAAAGAGAAGUUGUGUGUCCUUUCUCCUCAUAUAGGAAAAAACGUAAAUAAAGGGAAGGGAACCCAAGUCAGCUCCUUAAGCAAGCAUGAAAUUUGUAUUUUAAUGCUGGGCCUUCAGGUACCUUCAGUCAUAUCAUACUGGCCCCUCCUGCCUUCCUUUCCCCCAUGAACACCGGCAGCUUAUUCCUACGAGGAUCUUUAAAUUCCCAUGUAUUUCUAAAAAUAAUUUUGACCACACUGUUUUUUUGUUUCGUUUUCGUUUUUGAAAAAGCUAGGUACUUUAUGGGUGUGUUUUUUUAUCUGUUUGAGUCCUGUGGGGAAUAAAGUGGGCAGUAAAUAAAUAUAUAACUAUUAUUAUUAUUAUUAUUAUUAUUAUUAUUAUUAUUAUUAUUAAAGUGGUGAAUAUUAAUACUGUUGCAGGCUAAUUGGGCCUAUUCUUAAUUGCAAUUGUAGCAGACCAUUCUUCAAGACCUUUCUAGCACAGAAAAAUGAAUGUCUGGUGUGUCAAGCAGGCAUGUGCCUCAUUUCACCUUUGGAAUAAAUUAGCAUUUAUAUUAUUUUUACAGCAAUUAGUAGCAGCUGCUAUAUUAAUGAACUUUGUAGAAGAGUCAUUCAGCAGCUUCCCCAAACUGCUGCUCUUCAGUUUCGGAACAUCUGCCUCUAGGAUGAAUCAUGCUCUCGUGAAAGAGACUGUUUCCUGUAUCUAUGCACCAGUAUCUCAUCCCACCCCCUUCUCAAUAUGUAUAUGAGGGGAAAGAAAGUUUUGCAUUGAUUUUAGUUAACAGUUUAGUAAUGAGAACCAUUUUCUGUUUUAGGUGUAAACCAGGACGUAUUGGAAAGCUCUGUGAAUGCAGCAUGGAUGAAGUAAACAGUGAAGAUAUAUCAAGCACCUGUAGACGAGCAAACAGUUCAGAAAUAUGUAGUAACAAUGGAGAAUGUAUUUGUGGACAGUGUGUGUGCAGGAAGAGAGAGAAUGCAAAUGAGAUCUACUCUGGCCGGUUUUGCGAAUGUGAUAACUUCAACUGUGAUCGAUCUGAUGGCUUGCUUUGUGGAGGUAAUGAACUGACCCUUUUAAACUUUAAGGAUUCAGAAGUUCCUCUGGAGGAAGGGGAAUGCUUGGAUGCAGUCCUGUACUUAUUUCUAAGCAUGAGAGCCUAACAUUUGGGAGAUCUUCUUGGCUUGCGAUACUCUGCUGUGCAACACAGUACACAGUAAUACUAUUAGUAAAAGGAGAGAGGCUUUUUCUGAAGAGAAUCAUACACUGUAGCCCAUAUUGUAUGCCUUCACAAGACUUUAAUUUAUAAAUUUACGAGAGACAUCAAGUAAAAGGCAGGGGUUAUGUGGUCUAGAGUUCAACCACCAGAUCUGGUCCUAUCUUACCCAGGCCAAGUUGUUCAGCUGCAGCUCCUCUAUCUACAGUGUGUACUUCCUUUGGCCCUUUUUGUUGGUUUCUGUUAUUUCCUACUCCUUUUUUCUGAAUCAUUCCUUUUUGCCUUAAAAAACAAACAAACCUUUUAUUCUCCACUUUUGCUUUUCCUCUUAUUUUCUGGCUCAGGGGGCCAACUGGGAAAUGAGUAAUCACUGAGCCUACAACUAAGUAUUGUCAAAGACCCUAAAGCAAAGACCCUAUACAGCUGCUCUGGCCACCACAGGGACUUCCAGUGCCCACAAUGUCUCCAGUUCUUGUGAUCUAGAGGCAGUGCAUGCUGGCCCUUGCUGUGGUGGGAGCCAUUCAGUGGGAGUGCAACUUGAGAGAUUACAGAGAGAGCCAAAACUGUCCACUUUGGACAGUACAGGUUAGGAAGGUUAUAUGGGGAGGAACCUGCCAAACACCAUUAAUCCCUUACCUUUGUGCCAACUUUUGACACCAUUUUGAAAGGAGAAAAUUCUGAUUAGGAGCUCCAAGUGACAGUGCAUUCUAAAGUCAGCACUCUCAACAAACUUCCAGUGGACAUAGCAGAGUGAGUGGUUAGAUAAUAGCAUGCAAGAUGAACCUCAAAAUUGUUCAGCAACAAUUAUUUUCUGCCCUUGCUUUCUAAAGGCACAUUGUUCCCAGGUUUGCUGGCCUCUGAGGCAGACCAAGGUCUUAUACUCUACUACAGUCAGGUGGUCAAGUCAUGUAUAGCCACAACAUGCAAGACCCAACUUUUACCAAACCUCAUUCUAUGAAAGCACACUCAUAGCAGUUCUCCACCAAUUUCAUAGAAAUUUGUAGGGCUACAAUGUGGACCUCAUAUCCUGCAGACAGGACACCAUUGUCUCUAUAUAGUUGGCCUUUGGAGAUUAGUGCUAUAGCAUGUCCUCUCCUUGGAACUGUGGAAGAGACUUGCCGUACGGGAUCUUGUGGUUGAAAUAGAAGUCACAUGAUCUAUUCCUUUACCUGGGUGGUAGGAAAUACAAUCAACUUUGAAUGCUUCUGUCAAAUUAAAUCAGAUUAUGGCAGUUGUUGAUGUUCAAUUUCAUGUGCUUUAUAGAAACUAAAUACCUAUCUUUUUGUUGCAGGACAUGGUGAAUGUAAAUGUCGUGAGUGUGAAUGCGCAGAAAAUUAUACAGGCUCUGCUUGUGAUUGUUACAUGGAUACCGCCCCAUGUGAAGCUGGAAAUGGGCAAAUCUGUAAUGGCAGAGGAAUCUGCAAGUGUGGAGUCUGUAACUGCACAGAUCCCAAAUUUACGGGGCCAACAUGUGAAUUGUGCCCAACCUGCCUUGGAUUUUUUGCAGAGAGCAAGUAAGGCUUUUGGAUUUUUAAAUAAUAAAAUAACUUCCUGCUGGGAUAUUUGCAAAUUGCUCCAGGGGAAUUUUUGUGUUCCCCUUUGUACAAGGAGCUGUUGCUUGUGGCCCAUGCUUUUGCUUUGCUUUCUCUCUCUCUCCCUCCCCCCUCCAACAAAAUUCUGAAAAAAAUAUUGGUAAUUAGUGUUUUAUUAUAUUGGUUUUCUUGUUGUAAAGUGUCUUGGGUUUUUUUUCUUGGGUAUACUGAAGUGUGUAACUUUUCAGUUUAAAAAAUAAAUAGUACCUGCACUUGCAGAUACCAUUUAAAGCCAACUAGUAUAUCUUAAGGGGAUGUGGGUAGCGCUGUGGGUUAAACCACAGAGCAUAGGACUUUCUGAUCAGAAGGUUUGUGGUUCGAAUCCCCGUGACUGGGUGAGCUCCCGUUGUUCGGUCCCUGCUUCUGCCAACCUAGCAGUUCGAAAGCACGUCAAAGUGCAAGUAGAUAAAUAGGUACUGCUCCGGCGCGAAGGUAAACGGUGUUUCCGUGCGCUGCUCUGGUUCGCCAGAAGCGGCUUAGUCAUGCUGGCCACAUGACCCGGAAGCUGUACACCGGCUCCCUCGGCCAAUAAAGCAAGUUGAGUGCCGCAACCCCAGAGUCAGUCAUGACUGGACCUACUGGUCAGGGGUCCCUUUACCUUUACCUUUUUAGUAUAUCUUAAAUCUGUGCAAAAACUGCACUUGAGUGCAUCCAGUUAUUUCACAGCAUUGUAGUUCAGUUGCUGAAUACCUAUUACUAGAAUGUAUUAGCAUCUCAUUUUAAAUAUGCUAAAUUGAUUGAAAUUGAUGGAGCCCGCGCACGCGCGGUUUCAAACACCAGUGAGCUCAGGAAGAAGGAGGGAAGGGACUGGAAAACAGCCAAGAAGUGUUUCGUCUGUCAGUGCCCUGGACAUUUCGCGAAGGUCUGUCCCCAGAGAAAAGCCUGGCAAGGCAUGAUGGGGGCAGCAAGCCAAGAGGGAGAGGGAGAGAAGGCCUUUGAAAGGUUAAAGAAGGCGUUCGCCUCUGAGGAGCAGCUUCUGCACGUGGAUCCGGGGAAGCCACUGAGAGUGGAGACGGACCUUCAGACCGGGCCAUCAGAGCAGUACUGCUGCAACAAGGGUCAGGGGAGGACUGGAGACCUUGUGCAUUUUUCUCCAGGAAACUGAGCAAGUCAGAGCAAAAUUACACUGUUUAUGACAAAGAAUUGCUGGACAUUUACGUGGCCUUUCGGCAGUGGAGACACUUUUUGAUUGGGGCACGGCACCAGAUCCAGGCCCGAACGGGCCACAAGAACCUGGAAUACUGGUGGACAGCACGCGUGUUUAACCAGUGACAGGUCAGAUGGUCGCAGAUGUUCUCACAGUAUCACUUUGAAAUACAAUACGUACCUGGGGGGGGGGGGGAAUGUGAGGGCAGACGCACUUUCCAGGAAACCUGAGUACAUGGAAGGGGAAGGACCUCCUCUGGCCAGGCACGUGUUCCCAGAAGACCGCUGGUUGUGUGGGGGAGCACUGGUAGGGGAGCAAGAACUGGUUGGGCUGACCAGACACGAUGAGUUUGCUCAGACUAAAAUCAGGGAGCUCAGAGAUGGAAAGGGGGGAAAUGGGGGGGUUGAGGAAAAAGGAGGGCUCCUGUACUACAAAGGGGCACUGUAUGCGCCGGGAGAGACAUUGAGGGCCAAGAUACUUAAGCAGCUCCAUGACAACCCAACAGCCGGGCAUUUUGGGCAGCAUAAGACCAUGCUACUAGUCACCAGACAGUUCUGAUGGCCCAAUGUAAGGGAGGAUGUAUGAGAAUAUGUCUGGGGGUGCGACAGGUGCCAGAGGGCCAAAGGGGAAAGAACCGCACCAGCGGGGUUACUGGAACCCUUACCAACACCAGAGAGGCCCUGGGAGGUGGUGUCCAUUGAUUUUAUGACAGAUCUGCCCAAGUCAAGGGGGAAAACAGCGGUGAUGGUGGUGGUCGAUCUACUGACCAAAAUGUGCCAUUUCGUGGCCUGCUCUCAUGCGGUGUCAGUAGAGGAGACAGCCAGGCUGUUUGUGGACCACAUUUUUAGGCUGCAUGGGACUCCAUUGAGGGUUGUAUCCAAUCGAGGAAGACAAUUUACUUCGCGGUUCUGGCGGAAACUCAUGAGCUUGCUGCAGGUAGAGGUGAGCUUCUCGAUGGCAAGGCACCCAGAAAACAAUGGCCAGGCCGAAAGGGCGAAUGGAAUACUACAGCAGUACCUACGCUGUUAUGUCAGUGAGAGGCAGAACGAUUGGGUAGAGAAAUUGGCGCUAGCUGAAUUUGUGUACAACAACGCUGAACAUGUGUCCACGGGAACAAGCUCCUUCAUGGCCAAUUACAGGUGUCACCCCAGGGCCUUCCCAGGGCGUGGAGAGGAGGAAUGGAGUGUGCCAGCAGUGGAGCAAUUUGCAGAAGAAAUGGAGGCCUUGCACCAACAACUCCGGCUAAACUUGGAAAGGGCUAAAGAAGUCUACAAAUGGCAAGCAGACAGGCACCGCAGGCCGGGGGAGGUCAUACAGGUGGGAGACAGGGUAUGGUUGUCGUCCCAGGGUUUGCCCCUAAAGGGAGGUUGCAGAAAGUUGCAGCCUAGACGGCUGGGGCCCUUUGAGGUAAUACAGCAGGUUAAUCCAGUGGCCUUCAGGCUGAAAUUGCCGGACAGCAUGAGGAUACAUCCGGUGUUCCAUAGGUCCCUGUUUUUGCAUCACAGGGAGGGGUGGGGCUUCCCGGGGAGGGAGGGAGGGGUGACUACCCAUCCACGGGCAGAGGAAAGGGAACACUAAUGAAGCAACGGAAAUACUCAAUUCUAGGUGGAGAGGGCACCAGGUAGAGUACUUGGUGGCCUGGGAGGGAGAACCCAGAUCCGAAAACACGUGGGUUCCCACAGAAUCCAUCACAGAGGGUUAUCUGGUGGAAGAAUUCCAUGGUUUGUUCCCGCAUAAGCCUAAACCAAUAGCUAGGUUCCGGGAGGAGGAGUUCGGACCCACGGACGAUGAAGGGGACUUCGCAGGUUUCCCUGCCUCAGAAGAGAAGGGCGGGGAGGUGUCCGAGGGAGAAGAAUCAGACUGGGAGGUUCAACCAGCGGGAAGGGACCUGAGAGGAUGGGAAGCAGCUUUUGAAUCCACGGAAGAUGAUGACGGUUCUUUCCGGGGUUUUCCUACAUCGCCGGCCCACAAUAUAGAGGAGGAGACGUUCAAAGACCUCACCAGUGGGGAGGGGGGUCUUGAGGAGGGGGUGGAUGUCAGGGAACUGCCAUCGGCUCUGGGGGGAGAGGGGAAAAGCCGGAUGGAUUACAGAGAGCCCCCAAAGAUCGUGGGAAGCAGCUCCUCCUCAGCGGAGGAGAGUAACCACGCCUCCAGUGGAGAGGAGCUUCAGGGCUCGGAGGAGGCGAGGCGGUGCCAGGACACCUUGCUUGGGCAAAGCGGGGAGGAGAGAGGUCCUCUGUUACCCACGCCCUCCUUGCGCAGUAAGCUUCCGCACCGAGAGGGGAGGCGCAGACUGGGCGUCAAGAAACUACUCUGCUGGGGAAGGUUUAAGGACCAGCCACUCACGGAUUCUGCCAGUGAAUGAGCCAGCCACGGGAGAGUGGCGCUCUGUGAGGAUGUUUCACCCCUCCCAUUGCAAGAAUCUGCUGACAAUGUUUCAGAAAGGAGGGGGCGGAUUUUGCUCAUUGCUUCUUCCGCUCCAGCCUGACUUCCAAGGGAGUCUGAGUGUUAUCUGUAUAUAGAUAAGGUGACUGCUCAAGCAGCUGUAACACUCAUGCAGUCCAGCGUCUCCGAUUGGUCUUUAGUUUUGCAGUAGCUGUAGAGAAUAAAAGAAGUUAUACUUCAGAGCUGUCAUUCAUGUGGUUCAUACUCUGCUGUGCUCCGCUGACUUUUGGAACUGAGUUUGGUGCUCACAGCUCUGAGUUGUGAGUCCACAGCACUUAGACCUGCUCCCUGCAGUCUCUGGAAGUGCUUUCCCAACUUGCCUGGCCCAGUCGGGGCUGAAGAGGUUGAGCCCAGUCAUUGGCACUGGCUCAAAGGCGAAGCUGACACUCUGGACAGAUAAAGUUUAUUUUGGUAUCCAAAGCAAGGCUUCACAGCUGAGCAGGGAGGCAUUUGCCUGCUUGCUCUCGAGCAACCCCUUGGAACCCUAACAGGUACCAUUCCCCCACCCCCAAGAGAUUGAGAUUUUUCUGCCUCCAACACCUUGUGUUGUUAAACAGUUAAACAGAACCGUUAAACAGAUAAUGAGCUAUAGGCUAACCUCAUUUAAAUCACAGUGACAGAAGAGUUGCUUGUAUUCCUUGUGAAUCUGCACUCAAGAAUUGCUGAAGGCCUUAGCCGAAACCAAGAAGCAGGAGUGAACUCCUUCCUCAGACAGAACGGCCUGGUUUAUAUUUAAGUAAAUUAUAUAUAUGAGGCAAGAGGACAUCUUUACUGAGUUAAAAUUCAAAAUCUUGCUCCAUAAACACAUCAUUUGUACAUGACUUGAACUCCUUAUCUAAGACAAGGUCUCACCAGCAGAAAAAAUGCUGCAAACUCAGAGCAGCUGCAUCCCAAAAAUGUACCUGGACAACAAAUGGCUAUAGAAAGAUAGCUUAAGAAAGUGAGCCAAGCCAACGGCAUGCUGUGGGUGAAGGCAAAUAAGUAAAGGACAAAUGUUUAAGAAAUAACUUGUGAAUAUUAUGAUUUAUAGUGGACCAAAUGAGUGCAUAAGAGAUUUUGCUAGCAUGAGGUUCACAGAAAAAGAAUGGUUUCUUAGCAAUCAAAUCAUGUCAGAUGAAUGAAAAAAACUCAUAUUACAAAUAUAGUGGAAGAAAGCAGUACAAAAGCUUCAAUGAAGAAUAAUUUGAUUCAGGAAGUGCAUUUGUGAUAAAGGCUACAGAAUUUAAACCUUGCAACAUUAAUCAGAUUUAACGUCAAUAAAUGUAGUGUCUCAUAUAAAGGACUGCAAAGAAUUACUGUACGUAUGGCACUGUAAUAAAUUGAACAGAAUAUAGAAUCGUCUGUUGGAGACCUACAAAAGUUGGCUGUUCUUUCAUGACACUAUAAUUGUCUCUUCAUGUACUAUUUUGUGCAUAUGUGUGGGUGAUGUUCAUACACCAGGCAGCAGCAGAAGUCUACUUUUAAAAAUCACAUUAGCCAAUGUAGGUAGUUUAGUCCAGUAUCAGACACAGAGUGCUUUUUACGUGGCAUGGGAUAACAGCCUUUGUUUGUAAUCCUAAACAUACUAAUUUAGAAGUAAUAAAGGUACAAAAUUCCAAGUAAGCAAUUCUUCUUAUCUAAACCCAUCCUGUUGUCUAUGUCAAAAAGCCGACAGCACCUCAGAGCUGCAUUGUUCUGUAACAUCCAUAUUAAGAGGUAUACAGGCUGCAGUCUAACACAUUAAUGUGGACACAUAUGCUCCCUCACACAGCUGGUUGUUUUGGUACAUCCACAUUAAGAGAAUCACAAUUUCUCAUAAUACUGUGCAUAUUUUACUGCACACGGUUCUGAUGCAUUCCAAGAUGUGACCUUAUAAACAGCAAGUAUCAAUUGCCUAUGGCUUGUAAGUGCAUUAUAAGGCUCUAGAAUCAUUCCAUUUGCAUGAGGAAUUCAGUCAUUCAAAGACAGUGGUACCUCGGGUUAAGUACUUAAUUCGUUCUGGAGGUCCGUUCUUAACCUGAAACUGUUCUUAACCUGAGGUACCACUUUAGCUAAUGGGGCCUCCUGCUGCUGCUGCGCCGCCGGAGCAGGAUUUCUGUUCUCAUCCUGAAGCAAAGUUCUUAACCCGAGGUACUAUUUCGGGGUUAGCGGAGUCUGUAACCUGAAGCGUCUGUAACCUGAAGCAUAUGUAACCCAAGUCUUGUAGGCAAUAUGCAUGUGCUUGAAUGUACCAGAGGUUUCAUGUGACCAGUCUUAGAAUUCAGAUUCUGCGCUUCCCAUUAGCAUUCAGCUAAGCAAAAGAUCCACAAGAGACCCUGUCGCCUCUCAUUUUCACACAGGGUCGCCAUGACAUCGGAGCAAAUGAGCCAAUGGCCUCACCAGAAUCAGCAGAAAAGUCAAGAGGUCAAGAGAGAGACUGCAAGAGCGAAAAGGUCAGAGAAUAAAAAGGGGAAGCUCAACAGCACUCACAGAAAGUAUUACAAAGGAGCCAAAAAGUUAUUUUUGGAGUUUCAAAAUUCCGUCUCAGGCAAAAGUAUAUUCCCUUUAGAUUCCCUUGGGGUGGGGGGGAUAGUAACAACAAUUCAGUAAACACACAAAUUGGCUGACUAUAAGCAUUGAGGUCCGAGGUCAUUUCCAGUUUCCCAGAAGAAAAAGAAUGUCAAACAUAUGGGGCCUUUGUCUUUGGAAGCCUCCUGGAUACUUCUGUCAUUAAAUCAAAGAGAAAAGGAGACGGCAGCCAGCUCCUCAGUCAGUAGGAAUCAGGCCAAAUCUAGAGGAAUUCUAGGGAUUUUUUUUCUUUAAAUGGGCUUCCACAUUUAAGCUGCUCCCCAGCCCCUCCUGCCUGCCUGAUUGAUUUCUCUCUCUCACUUAGACUAAAUCAUGGUUGAUUUUGCGUUGCACUUUAAGUGGAGAAAAAUUGGAAGUAGCUGUGUUGGUCCAUUGAGGGAAUGGGGAAUCCUUAGUAACAGUAGUGUGCUGCUGUCGGAAUCAACUGAAAGGUCACAAAGAAGUGAGCAAGCUUCCAGAUUUGUCAGCCGUCGCCAGGAGGCUGGAUCUUAAUCAUAAACGGGGCGGGUGCUGCUGCCGCCACUGAGCAAGACCAAAAUAAAAAGGCCUCAUCUGCAGGAGAGUUUCAAAGCACAAACUCCAACUGCACAAACUCCCUAUCAGACACCUCACACUAAAAAAAUAAAGGCAGGACAAACACAAAGCGUCCUUUGUUCCUUGCUUAUCCCCUGUAACAGUGGCGGUUUCUCCAUAGGAGCCUCUAGUUCUUAUCUCAUUUCUGAAUCUCACUUUGUUCAAUAACCAACAGGUGCAAAACCAGGAAUACUUUAAGGGUAUUUGCAAGGAUGCUACGCCCUCUUACCAUGUCCCUGGGCAGGUGUGGAUACAAACACACCCAUUGCCCAGGCUGCUGUUUUCAAAUGGACAUACCGUGGGGUAAUGCAGAAUCAAUCGGCAAUGAGUUGUUAUGUUCCCAAGAAGUCCUUUUCCACAGGGGGUGGGGAUAUUCAAUAGAACUAGAUUGUACGUGGACUAUAUAGGGGGUGGGACACACCAAGUAUUCUGUCCCCAAUGAUUUUAAAAUAAAAUGUGUAUACAUAGCCUAAUUUCUUAUGAGGGAUUUCUAAAAAAACAAAGUUUGCUUUAACCAAAGUCUGGAUAAGAAAUGCCCAGUGUGGCAGGGCUAAACUUAGAGAGGGCUAUUCUGAGAGAAAAAUGACCUGUAAAGGAAGAGAUAAGCUCCUCUCCCCACACUCCUCAACUUCCGAUCUAGAUUGCAGUUCUGCACAGCUGCUUUUGGUUAAAAACAAUGUCACUUGAAGAAAACAAGUUGAUCCUGAGGGAGAAAGAAGUAGACUGACGGCCCAGAGUCACCCAGAGGCUAGGCAGGGAUUCGUACUGGGCCUUGUACUUCCUAACUCUGCAUCUUUUCCAUUUGUUUCAUUUGGCCAGUCCUAUGCUUAUAUCGGAUUCCAUGUGCUGUUGUUCCUCAUAAAUGUACAUUUUUUAUUUUAAAAAAAACAUCAGUAGCUAUUUAAAAGCCAGAAAGGAAUCCGUGAAAGGAAUUCUAAGGCAGCAUUUAGUAGUAAAGCAGCUGAGAGUAUGUAGCAAAGACAUCGCGUACCAGUGUAGUGUUAAGUGUUGGACAGGGUGCUGGGAGACUAGGGUUCAAAUUCGCACUCAGCCAUGAAUAUCACUGGGUGACGUUGGUCCAGUCACUAUCUCUCAGCCUAACCUACCUCACAUGGUUGUCGCAGGGAUUAAAUGAGGUGGGAGAGAACCAUGUGCACCAUUUUGCACUCCUUGGAGAAAAAGCGGGGAUAUACAUGCAAUAAAUAAAUAAAUAACACCCCACACACACAUUGCAAGUGCAAAGUUUUCUUUACACAUCAAUGAGAGCUGUGAAGCCCCCUGUACCUGUGGUGCUCCUUAGCUUGAUUGCAGCCAAUAAUGCCUUUUAAAAAUUGUAUUGUUUCUUUCCUUUAUCGGUUUUAUUGCUGUGAAAUUUCUCCCCCCAAUUUCUUAGCAUUUCAUAAAGACAAUUAACAAUGUUUCCCUUCAUACGCUUUUAUUUCCAUGCAUAUCAUAUUAAUUUUACAUUUAGCAAUGGCACUGUACUAAAACAUGCAGAUAACAAAUUUAUGCAGAUUAUGAUAAUGUCAGCAGUUUUUGCUGUGGAGUAUCACGUACAAAUUAGCACUGAUUGUCUACCUUUCACCAAUCAGGUAAAAAAUUUAAAAGGGGAGUGGGGGAAACAGCCCUUAUAUUCAUUCUUGGAAAAUUGAUCAGUUCUUUUCUAUGCCCCUUUGCCAUCUUGGCUGCAAGUCCUGGAAGACCUGCUCUGUGCCUUGCAGGCCUUUUCCCACCUGGCCUGGGAGGUUGGGGCACUGACUGACUCCAGCUACGGAAGCUGAAGCUGCUGAACAGAUUCUGGGGCUAGGGUACUGUUUAGGGGGUUUUGUUGUGGGGGAGGGAUUGCUGUUCAGUUUUUUGUCUCUUUAUUUUAGAUCUCGUUGUGAUUUAUGUGGAAAUUGUUCAGUUUGGUUGUGUAUUUUUUAAUGUUUUCUUUAUUAUUUAUGACUAUUUUUGUUAUGUUUUAGUUUAUGUGCAUAUGGUUCUGGAAUUUAAUCAGAAGGAGUCAGAGACAAGCAAAAAGAAAGCAGUCCUAAGUACAUUGGCUGAAAAUAAGUACAUUGAACUCAAUGGGACUUCCUUUCAUGUUUGCACAUUUAGAACUGACCUGUACAAAUCCAAGAAAUAUGCUAAUGAAGGGGAGAAUGUACCAAGUAUUGGAGACUAUAAAUGGCAUAUGCAAUCAUAAGGGGAUAGGAAUCCCCAGACUAGGGAUCCAGCAGUUUAGAACGAUUUCCACAGUGUUCUUCGCCACCCAUGUGAUUCCUACAUUGCAGGGGUUGGGCUAGAUGAUGCUCGGAGUUCCCUCCAACUCUUUAAUUCUUUGAUUCUAUGAAAUGUACAGCUGUUGCUCGUCUGUUUCCAAGACCCCAAAGAACUUUCCUAAAGGACUGGUUGUGCUGCUGUUUUCACAGUACUCGAACUACAUUGUUUUGUAGUUGUGAAUCGGGAAAUGCUAUUUCCCUUCUCUCCACGGCUACUGUGAAUGCUGCAUUGAAUGUGGCUUUAUGACUUCCGCUCUCAUCCAUGUGCUAAAACAUGCAUCAUGUGAUGCUAAUUCCUUCCACGCAUGUGUGUUAUUAUGUGAAAUUUUUUAAAGCAAGUUUUCCACAUUGUAUCACUCAUGAAUGAGAGCACUCCUACAGCUUUUUUUAAAAGGUCGAAAACUAGCAAGGUUGCCCACUCCCAACACAGGAAUGCUUUAUGUUUUUGUUUUUUUAAAAUGUAAUUGUUAAAACUGGCUACAUGUUUUCCCCUCUCCAGUGCUUGCCCAGGCUCACAAUCCCUCCAUGUUUUUAUAUAACAGUGGUGAAACAGAAGUUGAUCUAUUUCCUCUGGAGCGAAGCUAUUCCAUUAACUGUACAAAGCGAUAGGAUCAAUCAGCUCUAGAAUGUAUUUGCCACAAGGACAAAAAUGCAGGAUUUUAAAUCAUUGGGACUUAACAGGGAAAUUUGGGCCAACUACCAAAGGCAGAGGAGACCUUAAAAUUAUCAGACUGUGGAACACAUUCAAGAGAAAUGAUGUGUCUCAUCUGUUGGGUCAUUUAGAACAAAGCCCUGGAGAGAGUCUUCUCUGUGCAAUAAUCCUGCUCUGGCAAACGUAUGGAAAAGAUGACCUAAUGCUCAGGAUUCAAAGUACCAUAGAGAGAAAUGAAUUAUGCUGUAUUAUUGCAAAGCACUCAAGACGUCUGUUGCAUUCUGCCCAGGGAUGGAAAAAUUAUGUGCUGUAUAAAUGCUUACCAUUUAAGGCUGCAAUCUCAAGCUGCAUACUCUGAAACUGUUCUGCUGCCUUCUGUAGAACUGCUCUUGAGUUAGUGAUUUGAGGUUGUCCCAUUAAGCCUAAAUCUCACUACCUGGCUUUUCUAGAGAACUGGAAAGAGUCUUUCCCCUAUGUAACCUGUAAUAUCAAUGCCAGGAUUAUUCAGAGCAACAGAAUUGAAGGAGUUACAGCCCGAUAUUAUGGACAACAGUCUGACGGCACUGUUGUUGUUGUUGUUUAGUCGUUUAGUCGUGUCUGACUCUUCGUGACCCCAUGGACCAAAGCAUGCCAGGCAUUCCUGUCUUUCACUGCCUCCCGCAGUUUGGUCAAACUCUGACGGCACUACUUCUGCUAAAACAGUAUCCUGGGCAAUGCAGCUCAAGUUGGAAAAAACUUCAUGUUCAAGAGUAGUAAACCUUUGACUCUGACAGAGGCAUCAGUUUGGGCACUGUUGCAGAUAUAUUACUGGUCCAGUGAACCAGUGCACCUGGACCAGCAAUUUAAUGGUCUUAUGUUCCUAAACAGGUCCAAUGGAAAAUGUAAACGUUUACAUGACUGGACAAACUCCACCACUGCUGAUAAUUUUUUGCCCGUUGAUUUGUGAAUGAGUGCUGCAAAUGCCUCAGUGUAAUGGUUUAUAGCAGAGGUACCCAAUCUUUUUGGGCCCAGGGGCCCAGUGGGAAAUUUAAAGAGCUAUUGAGGGCACCACAAGAUGCCUAUUUCACAAAAGAAAAACUGGUGACGCUCAGAGCUGCUUCCUAACAGACAAAACACCAACACACCCAUCCAAAAAAUACAACCCCAAUCAAACAACAAGAAUGUAAAAAAUCCUCAGUUUUAAAAAUAAAAAAUUGGACCUUAGUGGCUUCCAAGGAGCAUAUCUGAGUGUGUUGUGGUGCUUGCAGGCACCACGUUGUGGGCCCCAGGCUGAUAGCAAUUUCCCUUGACCUUUUUGUGUCUUAAUUUUAGCACAUACAUGAGGCUUAUUACAAAACUUAAAUAAAAAGAAAAUGAAUUAUGGUACUACUGGAGCAGCCCACCUUAGGUAAAACCCUGUUGUGGGUCACAUGACCCACCAGUUGAAGCAAAAUGGUUCAGGUGGUUGGUAUGUUGUAUUUACUGCCAUUGUAUCACCGUGCUGUGUUCAAAAUCCAACUAAAGCUUAGGCAAGUAUAGAUUAGGGCAGUGGCUGUCCAUUUGGUCUUUGUAAAACCACAGUGUGGCGUCAGAGCAUGCUGGCUGACUGAAGGUAUAGCUGUGGACAGUUAUACACCACAGCUGUCAAGCCAGCUGUCACAACGAAAGUCCCCUUUGCUUCAUAUUUUUUCUUUCCUUCAAAAUAUGUGCGUUGCUUACUUUCAGGGAGAAAAUAUUUCAAUGUAAUACCUUUAGCUGUUCUUAUCAGCACAACAUGUCAAGGCAAUUUCACUUUUUACGAGAACAGACUUGCUGGCCUGACUAAUCUGCCAUGCAAAACGGUUUAUGUCUGCAAGCUGAGAUGUCCUUCCGUUGCUGACCCACUGCCAUUACGAAAGUAUAUUUUGGGAUGUUAGCAGACUGCAUCAGAAAGCACACCAUUGUAAAGCAAGCAGUUAAUGUGCAGCCAUCUGAAGGCAACUAAAUGUGAAUGCCUGUUUUACAACUUUUUAAAGGCAGUUUUGUGACAUAGCCAUGAUACUGGACAGUAGUAACAUGUUCUCUUUUGUUUUUAAAGAAAAAGAUUAAAACCUGUAUAAUCUGAAACCUAUGUCAAAAAUGCCAGUUCCAACAGUAUGAUUAAAAGCUUCCCUCUUAGGGCUGAAAUACAGAUUAAACAAAAGAUCCAUGGCUGGGUGCUGUGCAUGUCAUGUUGAGUUCCUUGCAGGAAAGGUUGGCUAUACAUGUAGUAAUAAAUAGGCAGAGAUUAUUCCCAAUAGAAUUGGCGGCUGAGGCUUUGGAGGGAGAACAUAAGAAGAGCCUGAAUCGGGCCAAUUUUCCAUCAAACUCAGCAUCCUGUUCUUAGAGUGGCCAACCAGAUGCCAGCAGGAAACAUGGAAGCAGGAUCAAACUGCAAGAGCGCUCUCCCCCUUGUCUUUGGAUUCCAGCUAUUGUACUGGUAUUCAGAAGCAUUACUUGCUCCAAUGGUGGAGUCAGAACAAGCCAUCAUAGCUAAUAGCCAUUGAUAGCCCUAUCCUCCAUGAAUUUGUCCGACCCUCUUUUAAACCUAUCCACUGCCUCCUGUGGAACUGAUUUCCGUAGUUUUAACCAUGCAUUGCACAAAUAAGUGCUUUCUUUUAUCUGUCCUGAAUUUUCCAACUUUCAGCAUCCAUGAAUUCUAGUCAUUUGAGAGAGGGAGAAACAUGCAUCAUUUCCCCAGCUUCUAUUUCCCCUUUUCCUCUCCACCUUUUCCUCUCCCAUUCCUCCCAGGGGAGUCACUCUGUUCCCUAAAACCCUAGGUCACUUUGGUUGCCAUUUUCUGCCCCUUUUCCAGCUCUGUAAUAUUCUUAAGAGAAAGGCUCUUAAGAGAUGAUAAACAAACACUUGAAAAGUAGGGUGGAGGUGUGAAUGUUGUGAAUGCCGCUCACCUAUUUCAAUCCCCUUGCUUCGCAGCUGCCAAGCAAAGAGAUGA
Molecule: messenger RNA, 18764 nt
Organism: Podarcis lilfordi (Lilford's wall lizard)
Lineage: Eukaryota; Metazoa; Chordata; Lepidosauria; Squamata; Lacertidae
Source: the annotation of a GenBank genome assembly